Triplophysa rosa is the source of this 4881-nucleotide messenger RNA. RefSeq lists its product as uncharacterized. NCBI's taxonomy places the organism in Eukaryota, Metazoa, Chordata, Actinopteri, Cypriniformes, Nemacheilidae. The record is from RefSeq and is a predicted model, not a curated record. The transcript is spliced from 9 exons. The coding region runs from base 3125 to 4009 and encodes 294 amino acids.
AUCACCAGAUACUGCUAGCAACCCUGUCAUCUCUAGGAAUCUCAGGCACUCCUCUCCGCUGGUUCAAAUCCUACCUCUCCGGCAGAUCCUUCAGGGUGUCAUGGAGGGGCUCGCUGUCCACUGCUCACCACAUGAUCACUGGGGUCCCUCAGGGAUCGGUGCUUGGACCGCUGCUUUUUUCCUUCUACACGACAUCCUUGGGACGCAUUGUAACAGUCUUGAGAAACUGGUCCAUAUUUUUCUAUUGUAAUGCCUCUCCAUGCCUGUCUUAGGAGGUCUGUCCCUUUAAAAAAAGGUCAUGUGGUCAAGACUGGUUAUAGAGGUGCAAGCAUGGCUGUGAGUGUUUGCUAGGCUCAGCUUUAUGCUAUUAUUAACCCCAUUAUGAGGAGCCUCUUUGGUUCUACAGCUCAUAGUAAGUUGUGCUGUUUUUACUUGUCAGUAUUGUGAGUUGUAUAUUCUUAUUUAUGUUUUGUAUAUUUGUUUAGGGGAUUCAUUGUUAGCCUCAUUAAUAUAACAAGAUGGACAUUUCCUCUGGACUAUAAUUUCUUCACCAUCGAUCACAUUGAUUCUUUACGGAUUAUGCUUUUUAAUUCGGAUUACUACCUAUUGGAUUUCUACACUACGGAUUGGUGAACUGUUAAACUAUCUCUACUGUGCUUUAUUGUCGGACUCAUGAACUCUUGGUUUGGUUUCAAACUUAUGUCUGGACUGAAAUGCCCAAAGUGAUGAUGUUGUAAAGAAUUUAUCUUGUAUGGUUGGGUUAUCCACUGUUUAUCUUGAAUACACUUGGCUCUACUCUCAGAUGAAUGGAUCCCCCUUAUUUAUUUAAUUGUUUGUAUAUGUGACUAAAAUAGAUGCGUUACAGCAUCAUACGGGCACACUGCUUCUCGUAUCAUUGUUAUGCUGACGACACCCAGUUCUAAAAGAACUACUUGUGUUUCCGGCACACCCCACGGUGCAACACGAUCUCGCCAUCCAACUUGGUAAUACCACAAUCACGCCUUCCAAAACAGCCAGGAACCUCGGCGUCAUAUUUGAUGAACAGCUGUCCUUCAAUGAUCACAUUGCAAAGACAACGCGGCAUGCCGGUAUGCGUUGCGGCACAACUCCUUGUCCAGGCCCCGGUCAUCUCAAGGUUGGACUACUGUGAUGCUCUCCUUGCUGGUCUUCCUGCAAUGGCUAUCAAACCACUCCAGCUGGUUCAGAAAGCAGCAGCGCACCUGAUCUUCCAACAGCCCAAAAGAGCUCAUGUGACGGCCCUUUUCAUCUCUCUCCACUGGCUACCGGUUGUAGCCCGUAUCAGAUUCAAGUCACUAAUGCUUGCCUACAGGACUAUCACUGGAUCUGCACCGGCACACUUUCACACCCUCCUACACUCCAUCAAGAACCCUGCGUUCAGCAAACCAGCGGCGUCUUGUACUGCCUUCUCAUAAGGGCAGUAAAUCGCUUUCCCGCUCAUUGUCCUUCACAACUCCUUCCUGGUGGAACAUUCUUCCUAACUCGGUCCGGUCAACCACAUCUCUCACAACAUUCAAAAAACUACUUAAAACCCAUCUCUUCUGUGAAUACUUGACAGACAAAUGAAGAAGAAAAAACCCACUAACCCUCUCUCUUUCGCUCGACUGCUAUUGGUCUGGCUUUUGCUGAAGCUAGUAACUUUGCAUUAGCACCUGUUGUAUUAUUGCUCCUGUGUGACAUAUCGCUUAUUGCUCCCUGAACUCUCUGUAAGUCGCUUUGGAUAAAAGCGUCUGCUAAAUGACUAAAUGUAAAUGUAUUGUUGUGGACAGUGAUGUUCUGCUUCCUAUGAUUCCAGGUCCAGUGGCUUUGUUCUAUAAACCAGUAAAUGUCAAGGAAACUGAGUGGUUGUUGAGCUUGAGGAUGAAUGUAACUCAAUUAUUUUAAUUAAAUAGCCGAUAAAUAACUAAACGGUCAUUUGGCUGUAUCUUUGCCACACUUUUGUGUAAUAAAACUUGCGAUGUAUCAUAACAGGCACUGUCUGCAAAGUUAUAAGCAACUUUAGUUUGUUCUAAGUGUUUUUAAACUUGGUUUUCAACACCUGAUCAUUUGACAUGUAGAUUUUUCUUUAUAUAUUAUUAUUAUAUUACUUUAUAUAUUUAUAUAAUAUAUUUGUGGGUUUCUAUUUGUACUCCAUUUUCAUUUGUAAGUCUGGCUUUAGCAAUUACCCCCUGUAGCUGUGUCUAGGAAAGAGUGAUGUUGCUGAUUAUUCUAUGAGGAUUGACAAAAGCUUGAGGUGAAAUGUUGCUCUUGAGUCUGUUUAAGAUGUUUUUGUACCUUUUUUCACUUUGCAGAUGUAAAAUUUUUGAUAGACGUUUGUGGGUGUGUUGAUCUCAGUGUGCGGACAAAAAACGAUUAAAAUUGUGUUAAUAAACAUUUUUUUAUGAGACACCGUGUCAUUAUUUAUUAUCAUAUAUACAUAUUUUUGAAAUAUCAUUAGUUUUUAAGAUGUUGAGAUUAUUGCGAUGAAUUGAACUUUUGUCCAACAAUUUGGAUUGUAUUAUGUAGAGAGGUAAUGUUAACCACAGCGCACGCGGUCAGAUCGUGUCCGGUGCCAUAGUGUAACGGCGGGCCAGAGAGUUAAGAGCCAACGUUACCCGGAUUGACACAGAUGGCCAGAGGAGAAGGAAACACGAGUCCAUUAGAUAGUCAUUUGACAAACUUUUUUAGCGGUUUGCACCAGCACUCCUGUUACACACAUAUAAAAGGGCGAGUACAGAAACGGAAACAAAACACUGUGGUACCGUCACAAACAAAAGAAAAUAGCGUACACACGUGGUCAGCGGUAGAGCUAGAGCGACCAUCACUCUCCUUCACCUCUCUGCGACUGCGCGUGCUCAUCAAGCGUCUUAAAGUCACAUGCACGCCUUAAAACAUUAUGUGGCCGUUACAAUAGCAACGCUGGUAAAACCUUUAAACUGCAAAUAAACAACUAAAAUAAAUGAUCAAUAACAUCUAGUGCCGCACUUUAGAAGUAAAAAUACGUUAGAAACGCUUAAUUUGUGUAUAUUGACACGAAAGUCUUUAUAACCCACGCGCAGUGACAGAAGCUUAAUUUCUCUGCACGCGACGGUUGUGUCUGCUGAAAAACGGCAUAAAUCGUGUGGAAAUGGCGAAAGCUCGACGCCCUCGGCUGGGAAAAGUGCUCAAGGACUUCUUUUGCAUGCCGGUGGUCAUCGACUGCUCGUGCAAGGAGUGUAAACCUGAAGCGUCUCCUGAGAUCGACUCCUCGAGCGUUUCUAGUGAAUCCGAGGUGUUUGUCACAGCACAAACAAGCUUGGUGUCACUUGUGGAAGAUGCCACACAAGACAACGUGGAGCUUGCACCAACUGAGGACGGAAAAGAUGUCGAAGAGCGUGCAAUGAACAGAACAGAGGACAACAAAACCCAGGGAAUCAUGGAAAAGAGCCAGUGGGAUUUAAAGCACAUUCGAUUUUCCUCUGGCCGGCUCACUAGGCUUGAUGACUUUGUGGCCCGCUAUCCGUUGAGUCACACUGCUCUCCUGAAGGAGUAUGAAGACUCCAAAAGAGUUUUCAAAAGAAAAACAUACAGAGUGGACCAAGAAAAGUGGAAGGAAUGCCAGCAGAAAAAGAGGGGAGAUAUGUCACACCACUCCGGAAGCCAUUUCCUUUCAAGACCUCCAAAAAUAAGGUUGACUCCUCAGUGCCUACGGGUCCCACUGGGAAACACAAGUCUUCACUACAGCCUAGUUCAUCCCUGCAGGGGGACCAAGAAGAAACGGAAAGGCAGUAGUUCAGGAACCAUCCAAGACAUCAGUAACCACACAGCAUCAACUCACCUCCUGGUGGAAAAGAAAAACCACAGAGGUUGUGGUUUCUGUGGUUUCUACCCAACCUGUAGGACAAAUGAUUACUAUUCAUCACAAAGAGCUCCGUUCACUUCAACCACACCGCUGGCUUUAUGGCGAGCACAAACAAGCUUGGUGACACCUGUGGAAGAUGCCACACAAGACAACGAUGAGCUCUUAGAUUGAAGAAUGUAAUCGGCCUCCAGAGGUAACUGAGGUGCUCCACUGGUAACAGUUUUUCUACAUACAGUAUAUAAGCCACAACCCCCCCACUCACAUUUCUAUAGGAUACAUUCAUAGCUUUUAGAACGUUAAUUAGCAUGUGAUUAGCUUUUAGCAUGUUGCCGUUUGUUGUCUUGGUGUAAAUUAGAUUUUAGAAUGUGGUGUUUGUUGGUUUUUCCCAGAUCUGUUUCAGUUAGCAUUUAGAAUGUUUGUUAGCGUUUGGCUUAGUUUAGUUUAGGGUUAUCAGGUGUUUGUUGGUAGGGCUGUCACAAUUAUUAAAUAAUCGUCACAUCGCAAUUAUUUCACAUAACCGCAAAUAUUGUGAAUUCUUUAGAAAACAAGGGUGAUCUGCAGUAUCUUACAUCCACCGUCCUUGAUCUUACAUUCAAAUGACUUUUCUCCAUCAUUUAAGUUGUAUUAUACUGUGGCGUAUUGCUGCCACGUACAUUUUAUUUUUUCCACUCAUUUAUGUCAUAAUAACGAGAUCAUAUGUCGUUAAAUCGAAAUAUGUUGUUUUAACGGGAUAAUACGUACUGGCAGCUGGGUUGCCAGCCACAUUCUGUAUUUUUACAGAACCACAACUGUAAACAAUAUUUACAGUAUUGUACUGUAGUUGCCAGAUACAGUAUCAUGCUGUACUUUUAUUUUUUUACAGUGUGUACUGUAAAUCUUUUCACCCUCAAUUUACAUUCUGGCAGCUGGGUUGCCAGCAAAUUACUGUAUCUUUACAGAACUAUGACUGUAUUAAGUACUGUAUUAUACUGUAAUGCCACUUAAUUUUACAACAUUACAACGUGUAAUAUAUUGCAAUAAAUUUUAUUUCUACACAGAAUAUC